Fragaria vesca subsp. vesca is the source of this 1870-nucleotide messenger RNA. RefSeq lists its product as uncharacterized. Bases 1 to 1578 code for a protein of 525 amino acids. NCBI's taxonomy places the organism in Eukaryota, Viridiplantae, Streptophyta, Magnoliopsida, Rosales, Rosaceae. The transcript has 8 exons. The record is from RefSeq and is a predicted model, not a curated record.
AUGUCAGAGCUUUACCAGAUGUUUUCAGUUUUCUAUAAAUCUGUUACUUUUAAGAUUGUCUUGAAUUGGGUUAAGCUUGUAAAAUGCAUUGUGGAAAAUAUGAUUGUAGAUAUAUCCUUCAAUCAGUUAGGAGGACUUUGUACACUAAGCUUUCUUGAACAGGUUGAUCAAUAUAUUGGCAAAGAUCAUAUUUUCAAACGCAGCAUCAUUCUGAUAAAAGCCUGGUGCUACUAUGAGAGUCGCAUUCUUGGUGCCCAUCAUGGUUUAAUUUCAACGUAUGCUUUGGAAACAUUAGUCCUAUAUAUCUUCCAUCUUUUCCAUUCUUCUCUAGAUGGCCCCUUAACGGUCCUCUACAGAUUUUUGGAUUACUUCAGCAAAUUUGAUUGGGAGAACUAUUGUAUAAGUUUAAAUGGACGAGUUUGCAAAUCCUCCUUGCCUAAUAUUGUGGCUGAAGUACCAGAUAAUGGAGGGGAUGAUGUGCUGCUAAGUGAAGAGUUUAUUCGAAACUGUGUAUACCUGUUCUCUGUUCCAUCACAGAGGUGUGAAACAAACUUACGAGUUUUUCCCUUGAAGCAUCUUAAUAUAAUCGAUCCACUAAAAGAGAACAACAACCUUGGCCGUAGUGUCAAUAGAGGUAGCUUCUAUCGAAUAUGUAGUGCUUUUAAAUAUGGAGCUCGCAAGCUAGGCUGGAUUCUCUCGUUACCAGCAGAGAGAAUAUCAGAUGAACUUAACAAGUUUUUUGCAAACACUUUGGAUAGGCAUGAAAGUAAAUGCCAGACUACUGUGCAGAAUAAUGCCUUGUUGGAGCUUGGUGACGAUUUUGACAGUCAUUGUUUGAACCGGCAAUUUAGUCUGAUUGGCCACAAGUGUGCGACAUCACCUCCUUUAUUGCCCAGUCCUCCUUUGUCACCUCAGCAAUGGAAAGAGAAUCCAUGGGAUGUUACCUGUGAAGCCCUACAGUCCCAGCACAAUAUUAAUUCUCAAACUACUGUAAAUGGUAUUUCUUGGGGAACACAUGCGUAUCACACGAAUGGUUCCAAUUUUUAUGUUCCUCCAUUCAAAGAAGAGAAGAUCAAACCACGAGGAACAGGGACGUACAUCCCCAAUGUGUCUUUUCAGAAUUAUCGUCCCUACAAGGAUAGACACUUGCCUGGAAGGGGAAGGAAAGAGGCAGCUGGAACCUAUGCUCCAUUUCAGAGACACACUUUCAGUUAUGACUUCCCUGCAGCCCCUCCAGACACAAUCUCACCUGGAGAAUGCAACCAUGAGCUCUCAGAAGCUGAUUUCCCGGUUUUAAGUAAUUCAAACUCUGCAACAUCAGAUUACCAUCAACCUCAGCUUUCAGUUUGGGAGCCUUUCCAUGAAAAUGGUUUCUCCAACUCUGCCGACAAACCUGAGUCUAGAUCCUCCUCUCCUCCAUCAUGGGAAGAAGUACCCAUGCCAGAACUGGACAGUUUACAGUUAUCAGGAAUCGAUGAAAAGAGGAUUGAAGAGCAGGAAUUCCAUCUGAAGGAUGAAGAUGAUUUCCCCCCACUCACCCCUCAACUGCAUUUGAAGGAGGGAAUAUGCAUCAGAUAAUGAAGACCCUCGUAAAUGUAGCUGCUAACUCACUAGACUGAGCUUCUCAGAAGAAAUCUUCCUUCAUCCCCACUCUCGUUGGGGUCCUCUUUUGUUGUUGUUUCAUUAAUGUAGAAUACACAGUUUGUACAUUCGGGAGUUGUUUUUCUUGUUCCAUUUCUACACACAAUCUUGUGUGCUUUCCAUGGGGUUGGGUGAAUGUAUAUAGGAGGUGAAGUUUGCCUCCCAUAGUUUGUAUUCCCUCCCAAGGCUUGUAGUUGUUUUGAAACAGUACUGAGAAGGAUUUGUUAGG